Microbotryum saponariae is the source of this 513-nucleotide messenger RNA. NCBI's taxonomy places the organism in Eukaryota, Fungi, Basidiomycota, Microbotryomycetes, Microbotryales, Microbotryaceae. The record is from the annotation of a GenBank genome assembly.
AUGAAGUACUCGCUCGUCCUUGUCGCGCUGGUCGUCAUUGCCACGGGCAACGUCUCGGCUCUCCCUGCCCACGCUACCAAGGCGACCUCCACCUCGCAAGUUGACGACCCCUAUUUUCCUAAGGAACACGCGGUGACAGCAUCACGAUGCCCCCACAUCACGCAACAAUUCGAUUCGAAGCCGACGUAAAUACUUCGGCUCUGGACUAGAAGGGCUUCACUACUUAGUUGGAUCUUCACUAACUUCUCCACAUCGCAUCGGUUUCAGUUCCAGCCUUGUGAAUUGUCAACAUGAUAAAUGCACCGCGUGCAAGUGAGUGACGACUCCUGACCGAAAGCGACGCACUCGAUCUUCAAGAAGUCGGGCUGGCAGUUGCCAGGUGCCCGAAGCCGCCAUGAUAGCUGACUCUGUGCGCAUGGAUACGACAGGCGUGGAGCAGUCGGGACUUGUGUAGAACAGUGCGCCUCAUGGAAGGCAUAUCAGGCUUCGCACCCCGGGGCCAAAACUUGUUGA